Strongyloides ratti is the source of this 741-nucleotide messenger RNA. RefSeq lists its product as hypothetical. Lineage: Eukaryota; Metazoa; Nematoda; Chromadorea; Rhabditida; Strongyloididae. The record is from RefSeq and is a predicted model, not a curated record. The coding region runs from base 1 to 741 and encodes 246 amino acids. The transcript has 2 exons.
AUGAUCCUUUCUUUAAAUUUCAUAAUAAAUAUUAUAUUUAUUAUUAUUAUAUUCCUAAGGAAAGGAUUAACAUUACCUGUUGAAGGAGGAAUAUCAUCAUUAGCUAGUAGAGGUGGAAGUGAUGCAGCAUUAGGAGGUGGUGGUGGUGUAGCUGCAGAAAAUAUUAAAAAAUUUGCCGAAUUAUAUGGAAUUGCUACACAAAUAAUGAAUCUUGGGGGUGAAGUAUUAAGUGGAGGAAGAGGAUCAUCCUCAGCUAGUGGUAAUUCUUUAUCAAGAUAUAUGAAUAAUUAUUCAAAUAAAUUAGAUGGAAAUUCAAUUAAUGGUGGUGAUAUUGUUAGACCAACAUUUCGUGGAGUUUCUGGAUAUGAACCAUCACCAACACUUCCAACAAAUUAUGGUGGAGGAUUUCUUGGAUCAAAAUCAGGAUAUGGUGCACCAAAUUUAGGAGGAUCAUCAAGUUAUGGAAGUGGACCAGUACAAUCAGCCAGAAUGUCUGGUCUUGAACAAAUAUUACAUGGUUUUUUAGGAAGUAGUUUUGGAUCUAAUAGUUAUACAUCAACAGCAACAAAACCAGAUUUUUUUAAUACAAAAAAACCUAAUGAAUUUGAAAGUAAUACCUAUUCAGGAAAGGGAUCUAAUAUUGAUGCAAUAAUGAAUGCCUUAAUGAGAUCAGGAGCUAGAAAAGCUGAUGAAUUACCAGAUGAAAAUCGUAAUAUUUUAAGUCAAUUUUUUGGUAAAUAA